GAGGAUCAGCAUAUAAACACUACACUUUUCCCUUUCUCUGGUCCUCCCCCCAAUCUUCCUCAUAUAUACUCUUUGCUCACAUCCAAUUGCGCAGAGAACACUCCAGCAAGAACCACGGAUUGGCAACUUUCGCAAAUCUCGAAGAUCCAGCACAAUGUUAGACUGCAUCGUUGUGUCCUUGUAAGUUGAGGUUGCCCUGUUCAGCUCAACUCGCCUGCCUGCCAAACUUGUGGCUGCCGCAAUACUACGGCAUGCUCGUGUGACCGUCUCAAACUCUUCGAAGACAGAAGUGCUGACCCAAGCCGUGUCGCUCGCCAAGGCCCACCAACGCCGAGUCUCCCGUCGAGGAGCCAUGCGUUCGGGCCCCAUCAGAUCCGCUUCCCGCCCGCAUUGAGCGCCCCUCGAGCUUGUCCCACGCCGACGACUCGAUCCGCGAGGACCAAUCCCUCGUCCGGCACCCGAAAUCGAACGCGUCCAGAGCCCAGCCCUUGCCGACAAUCCCGCGUCUCCCCAAAAGCCUGAGUGUCCGAGCAUCCCCGCGCGAGCCGUACCAACGCCUCCACGAGCGGUUCACGGGCUUCUGCAUCCGCCCGGCGCGGCCCUCCGACUUCCGCAGGAUGGCCCGCAUGGCCACGGCCGUGUUCCGCGACGAGCAGGACGCGGCGCACUUCAGCAAGUUCGGCCGCCGGCACCUGCCGCCCGCGGCCGAGGGCAAGAGCCUGCGCGACUUGCUGCGCGGGCCGGAGGAGCAGUGGCGGCUCGCCGACCUCCGCAGGAGCCGCCGGCUGCCGGGGCGGCACUUGAUCGUCGCCACCUACCUCAGGCAGCCGGUUGAUUACCUGACAAAGUGUUACGGCGCGCAGGCCAAGGAGGUGAUUCUGGGGUGGGCCGAGUGGCAGGAGCCGGCCUGCGCCAGGGGGCCGCCUCGUUGCAGCGAAGUCGUCCUCGGCGACGAGUCUAGCGACGACAGACGGCAGCAGCAGCAGCCGCUGCUGGGGCCGCCCUUCGCUGACCUGGAAGCCGUGGUCGGCGGCAUGGCGUUUGCGUUCGGGCGCCACACCGUUGUCGUCCCGCCCAACAGCGGGGUCGUGUACCUGCCCGUCGUCCUCGAGUCGUUCCGCCGCGCGCUCCUGGACGACACGGAGGAGUGGAAGCGCUGGUGCAAGUUCUUCAUCCCGGCCUGCUUCGGUCGGGAUGGCGACGCACAUGGUGGGCAUCUCGGUAAGUAG
This is a messenger RNA of Thermothielavioides terrestris NRRL 8126, 1229 nucleotides long. RefSeq lists its product as uncharacterized. Lineage: Eukaryota; Fungi; Ascomycota; Sordariomycetes; Sordariales; Chaetomiaceae. The transcript is spliced from 2 exons. The coding region runs from base 618 to 1229 and encodes 203 amino acids. The record is from RefSeq and is a predicted model, not a curated record.